Messenger RNA from Staurois parvus, 301 nucleotides. The record is from the annotation of a GenBank genome assembly. NCBI's taxonomy places the organism in Eukaryota, Metazoa, Chordata, Amphibia, Anura, Ranidae.
GCACAGUGUCAGUGCUUUUUACUAGCACUGAUCACUGUAUUGGUGUCACUGGGGAUGUCAGUGACACCAAGGAACUGACUUGGUGUCACUGACAUCCCCAGUGACACCAAUACAGUGAUCAGUGCUAGUAAAAAGCACUGACACUGUGCUAAUGGCACUGGGAAGGAAGGGGUUAACAUGUGUGCUGUGUGUGUUUCACUGUCAGCACACUGCUUUGUUUGGCUAUGCUAUGCAGAGCCAUACAAAGCAGUGUGCAGGAGCUGACGGGAGAGAUCUGUGUUGUUUAUACACAGGUCUCUGC